AUGGAGACGGCGCUCGACUGGGAGCACCGCUGCCAGCAGCAACAGGAUGAAAUACACUUGCUCAAGCAGCAGAUCUCGCGCCUCGAGCAGCGAUUGCACGGCGGCGAUGAGAACGCGGUGGCGAAUGGCCAAGACACCACGUCCGAUGACGGCGGUGAUAGUGAGAGCUUCUCGACGCGGCUAGAGCACGAGCGCCAGCUACUGGAACGGGCGAGCGCGCUCGUGACGCGGCAAAAGGUCGACUUGAAGGCCCAGGCGCACAAGCUCAAGCACGAAAAGGAGGCGUGGCGGCUCGAGCAUGCCCGGGGCCGAAGCGCCGCUGUCGUCAGCGAGAUGAAGCGCGUCCUUGACACGAGCGUGCAAUCGCUGAACCGCAACAUGCGUCAGCUGCGGGCGACCGAAGAGCGCAUCCUUGCACGGCGCCGCCACAUGCACGCCCGCCCAGCGUCGUCCGAGCUGUCCGACGACGCGAGCAGCAUCUCGAGUGCUAUUCCUUCGCUCGCGCAUUCUCGUAGCUCGCUUUGCGACGACAUUUGUAGCGAGAGUAGCGAUGCCGUCUCGUCGCUGUGCGAGUCGGACGCGCCUUCGCUGCUCGACGAGCUCUAUCGGCUUCAUAGCGACAUCGCCCAGAACGAGUGCCCGAGCUUCCCGCCAGUGCAUAAGGACUGGCAUUUGCCACCGAUGGCCGAGACGAGGCACCUCCACGACCCUUACGUAGGCUUGACCGACCCACUGCACCGGCGACCACCACGGUACUAG
Messenger RNA from Saprolegnia parasitica CBS 223.65, 759 nucleotides. RefSeq lists its product as hypothetical. The coding region runs from base 1 to 759 and encodes 252 amino acids. Lineage: Eukaryota; Oomycota; Saprolegniomycetes; Saprolegniales; Saprolegniaceae. The record is from RefSeq and is a predicted model, not a curated record. The transcript has 2 exons.